Messenger RNA from Wickerhamiella sorbophila, 546 nucleotides. Its product is annotated as Adenine phosphoribosyltransferase. Gene Ontology annotation, cellular component: cytoplasm. NCBI's taxonomy places the organism in Eukaryota, Fungi, Ascomycota, Dipodascomycetes, Dipodascales, Trichomonascaceae. The transcript has a single exon. Gene Ontology annotation, biological process: adenine salvage; AMP salvage. Bases 1 to 546 code for a protein of 181 amino acids. Gene Ontology annotation, molecular function: adenine phosphoribosyltransferase activity; AMP binding; adenine binding. The record is from RefSeq and is a predicted model, not a curated record.
AUGACCGAGCUCUCUGAGAUCCAGUCUGUAUUGAAGGCGGCAUUGCGCCAGUACAAGGACUUUCCUACACCGGGAGUCCUUUUCGAGGAUAUCAUGCCGAUUUUCCGGUCGCCCAAGACGUUCCAGAUGCUAAUCGACGCCCUCAAAAUCCAUAUUGAGUCCAGCAAGGAGAAGCCCGACGUGAUUGUUGGGCUGGACGCUCGUGGGUUCUUGUUUGGUCCUACUUUGGCUCUGCAGCUGGGGCUUCCCUUUGUUCCGGUGCGCAAGAAGGGCAAGCUUCCUGGUGAGACUUACGAAGCUCGCUACAUCAAGGAGUACGGCGAGGACGACUUUGUUAUGCAGAAGGACGCCAUUGCCAAGGGCCAGAAGGUCAUAAUUGUUGACGACAUUAUCGCUACCGGUGGAUCUGCUGCUGCCGCUGGAAGCCUUGUCGAGCAGGCCGGCGGUAUCACGAUUGAGUACGUGUUUCUGCUUGAACUGCUGUUCCUCAAGGGACGUGAGGUCCUCAAGGCUCCGAUUUACACCUUGCUCGGUGACCAAGCUUGA